AGUGGCGGACUCGGAGUACCUGGUGUCAACUUCCCACGUGUGUUCCCGAUCAAUCGGCGAUUCGCGACCCUGGCGCGACCUUCAUAUUUUUAUUCCUGAUCUCGUCAUUGAUGAAUCUUUACACCUUUCCUCCCUCUCUGUGCUGUUACAGCCUUCCCGCUUUGAACAGUGGAUUUCAACUCGCGCCGGAAUUUUAAUACGCGUCUUAUCUGACUUAUCAGGUACCGGGACAACGCGAAAAAUAUCUGCAGAUGUGGAUGUUGAUGCCCUACUAAUUUAUCUCUUAAGUGCUUUCCGUAGAUGUUCGACUGUUAUACGUGCAACACCUGCGGCAGUCAUUACGACCCUGCUCCCUGCACUCACGACAUAUUAAUACCGGACUCUUUAUACGCGCUCUGCAACACUAACGAUCCACCCCCAUCUUCCGAAAUUCCCCACCUCAUGAACUUGCAACAAACCGUUCACGCUGCUCAAGAAGAACUCGAAUUCGAGAUACGCCGCAUCAUGCUCAAGCUCCACGAAAAACGGAGAGCCUUACAAUGGCUCACCAACGACCUGAAAUCAGUACUAUCCCCUAUCCGCCGACUUCCUGCCGAAAUACUCAUGGAGAUCUUCCUACAUGCCAAUCCUCUCCGGGUCACCGACACCACGAGCGAUCCCUGGAUCCUCAGUCACGUUUGUAGCACUUGGCGAACCGUCGCGACGGUCCACUGUCCCGAGCUCUGGUCUGACAUCACCAUCACCCCAUCCUCCUUCCGGCGCAAGGACUCAUUCUCCCUUCUCCAAACCGCCCUACACCGUUCUGGUCUACGUGACCUCUUUAUCCAAUUCAGAGAUGGCGGUAAACAGAAGUCGAAACGAAAAGCCGUAGCAACAGUCUUAUUCUCCCUAAUAACCCUCGAGUCCAACCGUUGGAAGACUGCGCAGCUCUCCUUAUCUUCCGAACGCUUCGGAGCGCUCUCGACCAUUCGUGGCCGUCUCUCACGGCUGUCCCAAGUAAAUUUGACUUACAUCGGUGACCAGACGCCGCCUCUACGUAUCGAUGCCUUCGAGAUUACCCCCCGGCUCGAAUCAAUCUCCAUUGAAGGAUUCCAAGACGACCACAUCGACACCAUCAUCCCCCUCUCCUCACCAAAACUGCGACAAUUCCGUGAUGACCGCGAGCUCGGAGAUAACGCGCUAAACGCCCGUAUGUUAGAGACAGUACGACACUCUCCCGCUCUACAAUCUUUCCACGUAUAUCACCGAAAUCGAUUUGAUCCGCGUUCGACACUUCCUGUCACGCCACGCAUCGAGAAUGCAUCCAUCCAUACGCUGCAGGCAUCGGAAGGCGCCUUGCUCCGGAGCCUGCGCCUACCAGCCCUCAAGACGCUCUGGUUGGGUACCGAUGAGAACUGCAUGCUGCCAUGUCCGGAUGACGUUGUCGCAUCACUGCAGGUUCUCAUCUCCGUCUCCCAAUGUUCCCUCACAUCCCUCAUACUCACACAAGUAUCGAUCACUAAUACUCCGGACUUCAUUCAUCUACUUCGGCAGAUGCCACGGCUCGAAGAACUGGAGAUGUUCUUCAUUUUUUGGCGGGACGAGUACGAUAACACCAUGCAGCGCGUCAUCUCGGAAAUGAUUGAGCCUUCGCCUCAGCCACAGGCUCUCUCAGCCCGUCAUGCGUUGCUACCGGUUCUAACCGAAUUUACUAUCGAGGUAUUUGACACCACGGAUUCUCAGGGCGUCCGGUUUAUAAAUGAUGUAUUCGUUGACAUGAUGUCGACGCGGUGUAGGACGUAUGACGCGCCCAAGCUGAAAUACGUAAGAGCCGAGAUACGUAGUCCUAAUCCCCUUCCCCUCUCAGCUGCAGCUACGAAUAAAUUACAAGAACUAUUUCAUGACGGACUGGAAGUCACGAUUCUUACCAUGUAACAUAGCUUUUCCUACGAUCGUAAAGAAUGAAUAUAUAUACCCACGCUAUUUUUUUUGACGGAAGAUCUUCAACGCCCUGUGAUAUAUUUCAAUAAUGCUGACAAUCACUACCCACCUAACUACUGGAAAACAGCACCGAGACAACUACCGGU
Messenger RNA from Desarmillaria tabescens, 2066 nucleotides. RefSeq lists its product as uncharacterized. Bases 301 to 1914 code for a protein of 537 amino acids. The record is from RefSeq and is a predicted model, not a curated record. The transcript is spliced from 3 exons. Lineage: Eukaryota; Fungi; Basidiomycota; Agaricomycetes; Agaricales; Physalacriaceae. Gene Ontology annotation, molecular function: protein binding.